Molecule: messenger RNA, 1776 nt
Organism: Xenopus laevis (African clawed frog)
Lineage: Eukaryota; Metazoa; Chordata; Amphibia; Anura; Pipidae
Gene: arhgef39.L
Product: Rho guanine nucleotide exchange factor 39 L homeolog
Biological process (GO): positive regulation of cell migration
Cellular component (GO): plasma membrane
Molecular function (GO): guanyl-nucleotide exchange factor activity
Source: RefSeq, marked validated
CUUAAGCAUGUGACUAGUCAUGUGAUCUGCUGAUGUCACAUUCCAGCCCCAGCACAUGGGAACUUCUACUUCCUGUACCUGGAGAGCAGGCUGUUUGUUGAGGAGAUCCCAUGUCUGCUCCUGAGAGAAGAACCCGGUUCAGUCCAGAGUUGGUUGAGGAACCAGAGGAACGUUGUCCAUUAGAGGAGCAGAGAGAGCGAUGGGAGCGCAAGAGACUGACAACAGCCAAAGCCCUGAUCCAAACGGAGCGGCAAUACCUGGAGCAACUGGAACUGAUAACCCGAAUUUAUCAUGACGUUUUCCGCGCUCGAUGCGGUCGGCUAAAAAUUGCUGAGACGGGAAUCUGCGGCCACAUCCCAGAAAUCCUUGUGGCAAACAGGCUCCUCCUCUCAGCGAUGGAUCUCGGUGACUUUGGAUCUGGAUUUGAAAACUUUACAGAAUCUCUGAGUCUGUAUAAGAAGCAUGCGGAUAGUAUAGAGCCCACAGUACAGGUAUUACAGUACCACACGAAGAAGAAGAAGAAAUCCUUCAUGCGAUUCAGGAAGCUCCAGGAAUCUCGCUCGGAGCUGAAGGGACGACCAUUGGAGCAGCUCCUGGAACUGCCGUUACUCCGUGUUCUUGAGUACAGACAUUACCUGAGAGAUUUGGCAGAGAACAGCCGCCCGGGAGCCAGUGACUUUGCCAAACUGACCAGUGCUCUCCAUGCAGUUAGUGAUGUGUGUCAGUACAUAGAUACUAUUGCUCAGGACUGUGACAAUGAGCGGCACCUCCGAAGGGUCCAGAGCUUGAUUAAAGGUCGUCGGGUCCGGAUUCUCAUUCCAGGGCGGCGCUAUAUCCGGGAGGGUUGGCUCUCACUUGUACCACAGAGUGGGGAGGAGGUGAAGCAGCGAAUGUUCUUCUUGUUCUCUGAUGUCCUCGCUGUCACUUCUCCCUGUCACCCGCUGCACCCAAUCAACUGUCACAAGUUUACUUGUCGCUCCCUUUAUCCCCUGAGAGAGUGUCACGUGGAGAGAGUCCUGGGACACACCCAGAGCCAGGGAGGCCUAAUAAGUGUUUCCUUUGCUAAAGAGAAGCUUCUCCUCAUGUCGACUGAUCAGACGGAUAUAAACGACUGGUACAAGUGCCUGGUGGGUGCUGUGAGGAAAUUUCAUUCAAACAGCAGAAAAAACACAAAAACAGCACCUGGUGAUCAACUGGUGGGAGAAGAGGAAGCCAAAGCGCAAGCUCUUCAGCCAAAAGUCACGAAGAGGAGUUGGGAUAGAGAAGUGAAGGAGGGUCGCCAGGCACAGCGUUGUCCUGACUUCAUGUCACAUGAGGAAACUGCACCUAAAAAAGCCAAGAUUGUGAAUGACAGGUCCCUCCAGUCGUGCCCCCCUGCUGAUACACAAGAGGCCAGCGCUGGAUGGAGCUGCUCCCUGCUCUGACUCUUUACUACUGGGAUGAAGAAAGUUCUAGUUUCCCUGCAUUCUCUCUGGGACUUUCUCUGUGAUUGACUGUGACAGAGCAUUAUGGGGAUUGGAUAGUGCAGGGCUACUUUCCAGACAUGUAUUGUUUAUAACUAAAGUGUGAAUUAAUGAAGGACUGGGGGUUAAAUAAAUGGGUCAAAAACAAACAUCUAUAACUUUGGAAUUAUGGGAUAAAUCAAGUAUUUUUAUAAAUUGGGUGGAAAAAUACAUUUGUUUUGAUUUUAUAUAUUUUUAACACUAUUUUAACAUUUCUGAAGGAAAUUCUAUGCAAGAAAGUGGUGAGAAACCACAAAAUAAACUGAUGUUUCUG